AAAAUGAAUAGCAAAACUAUUAUUUUGGCGGUCUUAAUGAUGGUAUCUAUGAUGAGCAGCGUAAUAGCAGUAGGAACCAUUGAAAACCAAACAUUGAUAAAUUCUAAAACAUUUACAUGGCAAUCAACAACACAAAAGUUAUCUUUCAUUUCUCAAAAAGCAACUAAAAAACCAGGUAUUGAUAUUUCUAAACUCUCCCUGCUCGAAAUUUGUAACAUUUUUAAAAUUUCGACACAGAACUGCUCGUGUACAGUGCUUAUGAUGAAGCCAUUAUGCGACUUUUUAAAUAUAACAACUGUAUCAAUAAAGUUCAAAUGCGAUUCUAUAAGUAACACAGGAAUAGCAAUUGCAAAUAUUAUAUCUUCAGUUCUUGGGCUUUUUGGCAACGGAUUAGUAAUUGCCUUUGCUUUUAUGAACCGAAAAGAUUCCUCAAGAUUUAGACAUUUAAUAUCUGGUCUUGCGAUUGCUGAUUUUGCAUUUGCUGCUAUUCUUUUUUUGAUGAGUGUACCUCAAACAUGGACUUGCAAAUGGAUAUAUGGCCUAAUCAUGUGCAAGUUGCUACGCGCAUCAUUGGCUGGUACUGCAAACAUUGCUGUUGGAUUUAUAGUUAUAAUUGCAAUAGAUCGAUUUUUUGGCAUCAUGUUACCAUUUAGCAAAUUCUUAAGUACAAACAAAAUGCGCUUUAUUGUAUGUUUAAAUGUUUUUGUAGGAAUCGUAUCUGUUAUACCUCCCUUAGUUGUGCUUAAGGAAGGUGAGUUUACAACAUGUGUAGAAGUUUGGAGCAAGGAAAAGUCGCGCAUUUACACAUGGUCAUUAUUUUUUUUGUACUAUAUUUUACCAAUUGUUUCACUUUCUGUAUUAUACGGCGUCAUGAUGGUUUGGUUGAAAAGAUCAUACCAACAAAAUAACAUUUUAAGAGAUGAGCAACUUAAAUCUCGAUAUCGAAACAAUAAGAAUGUUAUGAUCAUGCUUGUAUCAAUUUUAGUUUUAUUUGCAAUCUUGGUCCUACCUAAUCGAAUUUAUUGGAUUAUUAACGACCAAUACAAUCUUAAUAACAUAAAAAAUGCGAAAAUUAUAAGGUUUCUAAAAAUGUUUUCCGAUAUACCCUACGGUCUUCAUGCCGCUGUCAACCCGAUAAUUUAUUCAGUGGUAGAUAUAAAAUUCAAACAACAGUUGAAGGUUUUUUUUUGUGGUAAAAAGUUUGCUAGUUUUUCAAUUUAUUCACGCAAAACAUUUAUUUCAACUAUCUCGAUGAACAGUAAAGUAUCUACAUCAACCAUAUCAAUGAACAGUAAAGUUUCUACAUCAAGUUGCCAAUAAACCAGUUUUAGAAAUACGAUAACAAAUUAAUGCACUCAUAAGUUGAAGUAUGCUUUAAAUUAGUAAUAUAUAAACUUGGCUUAUGAAAACAAAUUCAAAAAAAUUUAAUUGGAUUAAAUUUUUAUAUAUAUUUAACUAAUAUACUUUUGCUCAAAUAUCAAUGUAAAUAAAUAAUAUAUACUAACACGAUUUUGUGGUUGUAGAAAUAAGUAGAAUAUUUGUAUUUAUAACUUUUAGAUUUGUAUAUAAAUGGCUUAGUGUAACCUGGGGCCCUAUAAGUUUACUCAUAUAGUUGGUAUUUUUUUAUUUAUUUUUAGUUUAUGUAUUAUUUUGAUAUAUUAUGUAAGAAUGAACAUAGAUAAAACGCA
Molecule: messenger RNA, 1688 nt
Organism: Hydra vulgaris (swiftwater hydra)
Lineage: Eukaryota; Metazoa; Cnidaria; Hydrozoa; Anthoathecata; Hydridae
Product: allatostatin-A receptor
Biological process (GO): G protein-coupled receptor signaling pathway; cellular response to hormone stimulus
Cellular component (GO): plasma membrane
Molecular function (GO): peptide binding; G protein-coupled receptor activity
Source: RefSeq, a predicted model, not a curated record